Corticium candelabrum is the source of this 1379-nucleotide messenger RNA. RefSeq names its product E-selectin-like. The transcript is spliced from 9 exons. Bases 18 to 1379 code for a protein of 453 amino acids. The record is from RefSeq and is a predicted model, not a curated record. NCBI's taxonomy places the organism in Eukaryota, Metazoa, Porifera, Homoscleromorpha, Homosclerophorida, Plakinidae.
GGUGGGCAGUGGGAAUAAUGGCCUUGGAAUUUGUCCAAGAGACGUCUUGGUUGAGGCAUGUCUGGAUGCAGAUGCUGAUAGUGAACUUGGCGUUUUCUGAAAUGAAGUGUCCUAAUUUCUUUUUCCUGGAACAUGGAAAAUUUCAAGAUUAUUCAAGAGAUUUGGGUCAUCAGAUGGAAUUUUACUGUGAUGAUGGCUAUGAGCUGCAAGGUGAAUCAUCAUCUUUGUGUCAAAUGUCUGAACGGGAAAUACCAUUUUGGACAAAUCCUCUACCGAAGUGUGUGGAAAUAUUACCUGUGUCAUUUUGCCCUGUAACUGACACACUUUCAUAUGGUUACUGCAAUGUUACAAGCUAUGAAAGUAGUGGAACAAGAACUUGUCAAUGUGACCAUGGCUUUAGUCUUCAGGGUUUGGCAGUUGCAAAAUGUCAGCAGUCAGGAACAUGGAGUGCCAGUUUGCCUACUUGCAACAAAAUAAUGUGUCCAGUUCUCUCACCACCUCUGAAUGGCUAUUUGUCAAGUGCACAUUUUAUGUACAAUGAAUCAGUAACUUACAGCUGCAAUUCAGGCUACUAUUUGAACAAUGGAAAUGAGACAAGAACUUGCCUAAUAUCAGGCCAGUGGAGUGGAAUAGCACCUCUGUGUCAACCUAAAUUGCAUUUUUGCUCAGUACCAACACCUCCAGUCAAUGGUGUAUUACAGUUCAACGGCACAAAUAUAGGAUCCUUGGCAUCAUUUCAAUGCAAUUUAGGCUACAACAUGACUGGAAGUCCAAUGAGUACUUGUCAACUAAUUGGCACUCGGUUGCAGUGGUCUGAUCAGACACCAAAUUGUACAGUGAUAAAGUGUCCAAGACUUUCUCUUCCUUUGAAUGGCUAUUUAUUGAGCAAUGGUGUUUUAUACAACACAACUGUCAGUUAUGGCUGCAAUCCUGGUUAUCGUAUAAAGAAACAUCGGACAAUAACUUGUCAAAUUUCAGGCCAGUGGAGUGAUACUCCACCUCGUUGUAAAUUGGCAGAGUGCUUGGCACCUCGACCUCUUUUCAAUGGGCAAGUCUUAUACAACAGUACCAAAUUGGGAUCAUCGGUAUUGUUUAAAUGCAAUGCUGGCUACAAGUUGAUUGGAAGUACAACUAGUUCGUGCAAACUACGUGGUUCUCAACUACAAUGGUCCUUGCGAUCACCCACUUGUCAAAUGAUGACAUGUUCAACUCUCUCUGGACCAACAAAUGGCUGGCUGUCAAUCUCUGAUUUUGGCAAUAGCAAAUUAGUGACUUACAAUUGUGAUCCAGGCUAUCAUCUUAAGAAUGGAAGUGCCACAAGAUAUUGUUUAGUCUCAGGCGAGUGGAAUGGAACUGCACCAGGUUGUGAAGGUAAGUAA